GUCUGUCACGUGACCCUCGUCGUGCAGGAUGUAGCGGUCUUUAGAGAGAUGGACAACACUAGCAGAACCUCGGCCACAAAGUACACAGAGCUAUAAUGUGCUGACCAGAAGAGAAGGAUUUGAAGGACAUUCUGUUUGAUCAAUAAAGAGCUGAAAUGAGUUCUUCAGAAGAGUUGAAACCAACAGACGCAGACUGUGUCAUUGUCAGAAGUAUUGGAAAUCUUUCAGUCGGUUUAGUCGUCAAAGAAGGCAUGGACUCACUCUCACAGCAGAGAAACUACCGAUGUGAACAAUGUGGCAGCAGUUUCAGCCAACGAAAUGCAUACAAGCUACACUUGCACACGCACAGUGAAGAAACACCAUACAGCUGUAAUCGAUGUGGGAGACAUUUCAGCAACCAGAGUUCAUACAAAAAACACCUGUGUAACUGUACUGGACCAUACCAAUGUGACCAAUGUGGAAAGAGUUUCACUCACUCGUAUAUUUACAAGAGACACCUACGAGUUCACACUGGAGAAAAGCCACACCAGUGUGAUCACUGCAAAAGGGCUUUCAGUUGCUUAAAUAAUUACAAGAGACACCUGCGUGUUCACACUGGAGAGAAACCAUUCCAGUGUGACCAGUGUGGAGAGAGUUUCACUUGGUUAAGUAGUUACAAGGACCAUCAGCGUUCCCACACUGGAGAGAAGCCAUACCAGUGUGACCAAUGUGGAAACAGUUUCACACGGUUAAGUAGUUACAAGGACCAUCAGCGUGUCCACACGGGUGAAAAACCAUACCAGUGUGAUCAGUGUGAAAAGGCUUUCAGUCGCUUAAGUCAUUACAAGAGACACCAGCUUAACCAUACUGGAGUGAAACCGCAUGGUUGUGAAAAAUGUGGGAAAAGUUUCUUUUCUUUAAGGGAUUACAAGAGACACCAGCGUCGUGUCCAUACUGGAGAAAAGCCAUACUGCUGUGAACACUGUGGGAAGAGUUUUCGUUUCUUAAGUGAUUACAAGAAACACCUGCGUGUGCACACUGGAGAAAAGCCUUACCGCUGUGAACAAUGUGGGAAUAGUUUCAGUUGCCCAAGUCACUACAAGAGACACCUGCGCAUCCAUACUGGGGAGAAGCCUUACCAGUGUGAACAAUGUGGGAAGAGUUUCCGUUUCGUAAAUGUUUACAAGAAACACCUGCGUGUCCACACUGGAGAGAAACCAUACCGCUGUGAAGAAUGUGGGAAGAGUUUUAGUUGCCCAAAUUACUACAAGACACACCUGCGUAUACACACUGGGGAGAAGCCAUUCCCAUGUGAACAAUGUGGGAAGAGUUUCCGUGUCUUAAGUGAGUGCAAGAAACAUCUGCGUUGCCACACUGGAGAGAAACCAUACUGGUGUUCUCGAUGUAAAAGAUUGUUUGCUUGGCCAAGUUCUUUGAAGCUACAUCGUUGUGUUGAUGAAGGUGAGAGCUCUGACUGAAUGUAGGAAUAAAACAAAACAGCUCAGACAAUAGUGGAUUUUCUCACUCCCAUACUGGAUUCAGACUGCCUACCUGUCUCAUUGAAAACAGCCUAACAGCUGUAUUAAGUUGUAUAAGAGCUGUAUAAUUCCCCCGCCACUGCUUCAUAGCAUUCAACGUGGAGUAGCUUUUAUUGUGAAGCAGCCACAGGAAACCCAGUGUGUUGUCAUCACUGUUAGCACUAAUUGAGGUUGAAAAGAGGCCAUAUCAUAAUAUACUAAUUUUCAGGUUCAUACUCUUGUUUGGGGGGUCCACUGUAAUAGGUUUAUGUGCUUUAGUCUUCAAAAAACACCUUAUUUCCCCAGCACCCACAUAUACACUAAACCCCAAAUUGCCCUCAUUGGUCAGACCAGCACCUUGCAUGGUAGCCUGCUGCCAUCGCUGUGUUGCUAUUUAAAUGAAGCUCAUUGUCAUUUAUUCAAUCAACUUGAGUUUGCUUGAUUGUACAGUAAAUAGAUCUACCAGUUGCUCUAAAAAGCUUACACCUUACAACUUUAAACUAUUAAUUGUCAAAGAUAUUUGUUCAAACAAAAUUAUUGGGUUAUUAAUACUUCUGUGUUCACAAUGUUAAACUGCCAUUACAUCUUUUUGUAAAAUAAAAUGUACUAAAAGACUAAGAUGUUUGUUACUUCAGUUUGUCAUUUAUAACAACUGUAAUGUGUUUAAAAACCACAGAUAUCCCCCCAGCAGGGAGCUUUUUCAAAAGCAGCAAUUGUCAUUUGGAAUAGUAUAUUUGAAGGCAGUCUCCUC
Molecule: messenger RNA, 2247 nt
Organism: Morone saxatilis (striped sea-bass)
Lineage: Eukaryota; Metazoa; Chordata; Actinopteri; Moronidae
Product: zinc finger protein 45-like
Exons: 4
Coding region: 156-1457 (433 amino acids)
Biological process (GO): central nervous system development; regulation of transcription by RNA polymerase II
Cellular component (GO): nucleus
Molecular function (GO): DNA-binding transcription factor activity, RNA polymerase II-specific; RNA polymerase II cis-regulatory region sequence-specific DNA binding
Source: RefSeq, a predicted model, not a curated record